Molecule: messenger RNA, 1088 nt
Organism: Dicentrarchus labrax (European seabass)
Lineage: Eukaryota; Metazoa; Chordata; Actinopteri; Moronidae
Product: high choriolytic enzyme 1-like
Exons: 8
Coding region: 89-868 (259 amino acids)
Biological process (GO): proteolysis
Molecular function (GO): metalloendopeptidase activity; zinc ion binding
Source: RefSeq, a predicted model, not a curated record
UCUUAUCCAAAGCUGCUCACAACCACUGACCUAACUUUCUGUUGAGCAUUUUGGUGUGAGCGUUAUUAACGUCAGGUUUUCAGAAGACAUGGCUGGUCUGAGGUGCACUCUGGGUCUUCUGGCUCUGAUGGUGGUUUCCAUCACAGCUGAUGAGAAUAAGGCUAAAUCUGUCUCUGAGCGGAUUGAGGAAACAAACACAAACAUUGUCGGAUCUCUUGAUGGGCUCUUCCUGGAGGGUGACAUUGUUUAUGAUUCUGAGAGUGAGAGGAACGCCGACCCCUGCACCUCCCACAACUGCAAAUGGGACCAGGCCAGUGAUGGUCUGGUCUACGUGCCCUACGUCAUCGCAAACGACUACAGCUCUAGAGAGCGGGCUGUCAUUGAACGUGGCCUGCAGUCCUUCCACAGUGUUUCCUGCAUCCGAUUUGUCCCUCGAGCCAGUGAAAGAGACUACAUCCACAUCCAGUCUCUGGAUGGGUGCUUCUCCUAUGUGGGUCGGCGUUUCAACGAACAGGCUCUGUCUCUGAAGCGACAGGGCUGCCUGUACCAUGACGUGGUGCAGCACGAGUUGCUGCACGCUCUGGGCUUUAAACACGAGCAGUGCCGCUCCGACCGAGACCAACACAUCCGCAUCCUGUGGGAGAACGUCAUACCUGGUUGGGAGUAUGCCUUUGACAAGAUCAACACUCUUAACCAGGGAACCCCCUAUGACUACAACUCAGUUAUGCAGUACAGCAAGUACGCCUUCUCCAAGAACAACCAGCCCACCAUGGUGCCGAUCCCUGACUCAAAUGUGGACUUUGGUACGGCCACUGAGAUGAGCCAGAACGACAUCACCAGGCUCAACAGGCUGUACAACUGCAGAUAAACCAGACUAGCCCAACACAGGAGUCUCUUCCAGGGGUUCAGCUACCAAACGGAUGCCCUUCUGUGAGAGCAGCAGUCCAAAUUAUGUUUGAUUAUGGUAAUGGUUGAAAUACACAUCAGCUACAACAAGGCCUCUACACUGAGACUCUCAAUCAAAAUACACAUAGAUUGACCUUGAUUUGAGGUCAACAGCUUCAAUAAAAUGUCACAAAAAAACACGA